This is a messenger RNA of Coniophora puteana RWD-64-598 SS2, 699 nucleotides long. RefSeq lists its product as uncharacterized. The transcript is spliced from 9 exons. Lineage: Eukaryota; Fungi; Basidiomycota; Agaricomycetes; Boletales; Coniophoraceae. The record is from RefSeq and is a predicted model, not a curated record. Bases 10 to 639 code for a protein of 209 amino acids.
UGUCAAUCUAUGUUCGAAGUCUGCUCUUUGAUCGAGGCUAUUUCAUUGAUAUGUUCAGAGUGUCUCUUCUUCCUGCGCACUUACAUCAUGUGGAACUGCCAAAGGCGCAUUCUCUAUAUAAUUUUGUCCUUGAUCCUGAUCGGGCUCGUCCCACUCAUGGUUCUUAUUGCGAUAUUCGUCUUCACGGUGACAUUUGUGGCAUCACCCGUUUCGAGCCUCGACGGAUGCACUGCAGUCAAAGAGCCCUCCAACAUUCUUCCCAGUGCUUUCGUAAUCCUGCUUGUGGUUGAGCUAGCAAUAUCUGGUUUGAUUGGCAUACGCCUCAUACGAGACCGGCCACACCUCGGCCUUCUGAAGACUCUGAUGAGUGGUGGAGCGAUAUACUGUUUUUGCAUGACCCUAUUCUCGGUAGCAAAUCUGGUCACGGCAUCAGUUCCUGGAGUCACUAUGAACAUGUUGGAUAACUAUCAGGCUACCUUUCACUCCAUUCUGGCUUCUCGCCUACAGCUCAACCUGGCUAGCUCGCAAGAGCUGGACCUUCCGUGUACCGACACCAUAAUAUCAUCAUUACAGUUUCAGCGGCGUAGCAUGAACAGAACAGAGAGCUACGAACUUGAAAACAGAACGGAGGAGUCGUAAUCAGAGCACAUCCUUUAGUUGUAGGGUGUUUUUGUAUGCGUCCUUUUUCAUGGAUUUAAG